Molecule: messenger RNA, 724 nt
Organism: Drosophila montana
Lineage: Eukaryota; Metazoa; Arthropoda; Insecta; Diptera; Drosophilidae
Exons: 1
Coding region: 163-591 (142 amino acids)
Source: RefSeq, a predicted model, not a curated record
GAGCCAAGCAGCAGAGAGCGAGAGAGAGAGAAGGAUCGACUACCCGCUGGCAAACCCUCGUCUGUUAGCAGCUGUUAGGUAAACAUAUUUCCGUAUCCCUUUGUUAGGUCCGAUCGGAUCGGGUCGGGUCGGGUCAGGUAGUCGAAAAAUCGAGGGUUGAAAAUGGCUGGUGGACUCGGACUCGUCGCGCGUCAAUCACAGUUCAGUUUUUGGCCGCCAAGCGUCAGGUUCUUUGAAGCAAUGUCCUCCUCCAAUGCAACGUUGUAUUACACAGCCAUCGAUGAUAUGUUCAAGGAGUUGUUGCUGGACACAAGCGCAGAGGAGCAGGUGGACACCAUAGAGGAUGAGGAGCCAUUAAAAGCCACACCCAAGCGUCUAGUUCGCAUACGCAAGCAGAAUUUGUUCGCCAAGGAGCAGGAAGAGUUUGUCAUCUGCCGCCGCCUGCCGUUGCCCGCAACCAAGCCAGAUUUGUCCCCGAGCAGUCAGGAGCUGCGCAAGGAGCGACAGGCGCAGGAGUUGCUGCGACUGCGCCGUCAGCGCUGGGAGUGCGAGCAGAGGAAGCCAAUGCGACGCCUCACGAUGAGAAUUUGAGCGGGUCAGUGCUAUUGUGGACUCCGGUGAUCGAUAACAAUCGAUCGAUUUUGCAAUCGAAUGCAGUGCUUCCGUGCCUUAUGCUUUACUUUUAAGUCGUUUCUUAUAAGUUGUUCUAAGUAUGCAAUGGUGA